AUGGAUUUUUUUCUUUUCUAUUCUUCAGUUGUUCCUUCUGUUUAUACAAUUUAUAUGGGAAAAGACAAGUAUGAAAAUGAAGAUCUAAUAAAAUAUGGUUGGCUAGAAGAUAUUUGGUUUCAUGUGGACAAGCUCUCCUCAGCACAUGUCUACCUCCGGCUACAUAAGGGGCAAACAGUGGAUGAUAUUCCUAAGGAGGUUUUGAUAGAUUGUGCACAGCUUGUGAAGGCCAACAGCAUUCAAGGCUGCAAAAUGAAUAAUGUCAAUAUAGUAUACACCCCUUGGGCCAACCUAAAGAAAACGGCAGACAUGGAUGUGGGCCAGAUUGGUUUUCAUAGACAAAAGGACGUGAAGAUAGUGACAGUGGAGAAGAAGAUAAAUGAAAUUUUGAACCGAUUGGAAAAGACCAAAGUGGAACGAUUCCCAGACCUGGCUGCAGAGAAAGAAGCUCGUGAUAGGGAGGAGAGGAAUGAGAAGAAGGCCCAGAUCCAAGAGAUAAAACGGAAGGAGAAGGAAGAAAUGAAAAAGAAAAAGGAACUGGAAGAGCUUAGGAGUUACUCUUCCUUAAUGAAAGCAGAGAAUAUGACUUCUAAUCAGGAUGGCAAUGACUCUGAUGACUUCAUGUAAAUCUAGGCACCCUCCUUGUGGAAGAUGAAGAUGAAUUUUGACAUCUUAGCCUUUUGCUCUGGAUGCCAAAAAAUAAGCAAAUGAAAUUGGGAGCCUCUUUACUUGUUUUAUUGUGAGCAGCAAGUAUCUGUUCGUUUUCCUGGGCAGAUCAUUCCAGUUAAAGUUCUGAAACCAUCAGUUGUGACUCCAGAGCUAUUGGGAUGUCUUACUUCCUGGAGAAGCUGGAUUUUGGGGUGUCUAUAUUUCCAGGAUAGGUUGAGGAGAAGGCUACACUCAAGAGGCUUUGAGCCAGAAAAUCAGUUUCUGCCUUAAAUUUUCCUGGGGAGAUAUUCAAAAGAUAAUGUUUUGCCAUUAUCAUUUGAAUAUGCGUCAUUGAGCUCAGAAAUAUUUUUAUCUCACAGUGUUGGAGUUUGAUUUUUUUUUUUAAGUUUUAGUUUCCUUGGUUGCUUGGGUACCUGGUUGCACCAAUUACAAUUCGAUACCUCUCAUCCCUUAGAAAUCUGAAUUCAGAACAGCUGUCUUUCUAUGCUUAUUAUACUUGGCUAGAAUCCAACACAUCUUUCACCCAACAAUCAGUAUUGCUUUGUAUUUGUAGCACGCUGCAAAACCUGGUGCCGUCUUUCAAGGAGAGAAGCACUGUUGGGCUGCUUUUGUUACGUUUGGGUUCCUUGUGAUCCUGAUGCAGAACUUUAUGUGGCCUUUUUUUUUUUUUUUUGCCUGCCCAGAGUUUGCAUUGGUAGAUAGUAGAGGAGCCAGGAAAGCUGUCACUGUUGAUUCUCUAUUCAAGAAGGCAUUCAGAAGACCUACUUCUUAGGUUCUGUUCUGACCAGCAGCAUAUAAUAUUUCUUUGCGGUGAACGUCAACCGUUUUUCCCCCGUAAAAAGCGAAAACUAAAAAAACAAAAGGUGGUAAGCUGCUUUCUCAAUGUAGCAUCUUAGUUUGACAUUACCCACAUAUAUCUUGCUUGGGGAUUUUGUUUGUUUUCUGUUUUAUUUUGGCAUCUUCUGAAAUGUACAGCUAUUGCAUAUGAAGUCAGGAUCUCUAAAUAUGAAAACUGUUUGCUUAGCCUCAAUAGGGAAAAAUAUAAGGUGAGCUUCUUUAACUAAAGAAGUGCCUCAGUAUAAAAAAAAUUAUGAGGGAAAAUGGCAUUAGCUACAAUCUCUAUAGAGUCCACCGUCCCUAAACUAGAAUGUUUCUGACAGGAUGUUGGAGAAAAAAAAUAGGUUUGUUGAGUUACCAUCUUUUACUGUAUUUGCUUGUUUUCUGCUGUGUUAUUACUGAACAUGCAGAAAAAGUUAAAGGCUGGCCUUCACUUCUCAAAGGCUCAAAUUUCCGCUGCUGCCCCUGAUGUAAUUUUUUUAAAGUUCUUAAAUAAUCCUAGAAAAUGCCUUCAAAGUAAUUCAAGGUUCAGCAUUAAAAUUCUGACACUUUAGAAGUUACAGAUGCUCACUAGGAACACCCCCCUCCCCCAAAAAAAACUACACUGAAAUUUGGAUCUGUAUGCUUGUAUAGGGUUCCAUGUCUUCCUGAAAUCUGCUACAAUGGUUUCUCCAACUCUCUUUGAAACAGAAUUUUUGAGCAUGUAAGAAGAGAAAUCUAGUUAUGCAGCAUUGGACUUUGGACCUUUCUUCCAAGAUGUAUUGGGUCUGCAGAUGAGGUUUCAGCAUCUCGUUAAAGAAGGAUACACACUAUGUGUUUACACUAAAAAAAAUCCACAGAAGAUAAGUUAAUUUAUGAGAAGGGUAAUACUGCAUACACUAAAUGUAAUACUUUUAUUGGCAACUUUGUCUUACUACAAAUUACUCAGAACAAAGAGUAUUUUUUCCACAAAGAAACAAAAACUUGUAUCUAAUUAUUGAUUUCAUAGAAUGUAACUGAUCUUCAGCAGUUUGAAAUUGCUGAAUAUUACAUUUUCAGUAAUAACUUGGCAGACUUCCAUUGCAAAUAUAGUUUGUUUCCUUCUGAGACUUUACACAAAAUUUGGCUCAACAUUGCUGUUCUCAUUCUCUUAUAAAAUCAUUCAUUUUUAAAGAGUUGCAAAUAGCAUAAUCUCACUGAUUAAUAUUAGCCCAGAUAGUUGACAAAUGUUUAUACACACACACACACACACACACACACACACACACACACACACACACACACAAAUAUAAAUAUAAAAGCCAAGCUAAAUAGUUGGCUAUAAUUCCUACACAGCAUCAUGAUCCCGUUCAUUGUUUUGUCUCAGAUGGUCUGGCUGUUUAAUAUUAUUUUUGGAAGGUGAGACCUAGGGUAAAGACUCCAGGAAGUUCAGUAUUUUUAAAAGGUGACUUCUUUAGGCUUCUAACCAUUUGGGUUUUGUAAGAGUGAUAAUCUUUUACUGUAUUCAUUGUACACUGUGACAUGCUUGUAAAAUGACUACUUUGAUUCUGGAGACUAGCAUAAUCAGGAUUUCAGUGCAAUCUGGGACCUUUUGCUUUGGAACAAGGGUUUCCUUCCUUUGUUCUCAUUGUCUUUGGAAAAGUGAGAGGAUCUGCAAAGUGGGGGAAAUGACUCCAAAUAAUUUCUAAACAUUCAGUAUAAAUCUUCCAUUUUUAUUAAAGAUUACUUUAAACUUCAGGAAAUAACAACUUUUCUGCAACAAAGAAUUAUAAAGAGGUGACUCAAAGGAUUCUUCUGAAUAAUAGGACAUCUUUAACCAAUUAGAGGACAUUGUAUUUUUUUGUUUUUAAUGUACUAUGUUGUUGGUUUUGGGUUAUAUCCUGCAACUAAAUUGUUGAGCUGUUGUUACUCUUACAUAAAUGUUCGUUGCUGUUAUUUUCUCACUGAAAGUCAUCCAGACAGUUUCCCAAGUUCAGUGAUUUUGUUCUUCUGAAGGAUUCAACCAUCUGUAUAUACCUAUCUUCCAUCUUCACCUGAAUCUUGUUCUAACUGACACAUAAACUAUUUAAACCUAUG
Ahaetulla prasina is the source of this 3561-nucleotide messenger RNA. It is a transcript of the gene CCDC25, whose product is annotated as coiled-coil domain containing 25. The coding region runs from base 1 to 627 and encodes 208 amino acids. The record is from RefSeq and is a predicted model, not a curated record. The transcript is spliced from 8 exons. Lineage: Eukaryota; Metazoa; Chordata; Lepidosauria; Squamata; Colubridae.